AUGCUGUCCGCCUCCACCUUCGAGAAGUUCAGGUUCACGGGGGGGCGGGCAGUUGCCGCGGCGUCCGUGUCGCGGAAGCGCGAGGGGUCGCCCCUCACGCCGCCUCAACCCCCGAGGGCGAGGGCCAAGCCCGACGACGAGGUCUCGGAUGAUCCGUCGGUGCGCCAACACCCGUACAUCGCCCCCGCGCCGGCGAGGUGGCGCGAGAGGUACGCACCGGCGUGCGAGGCGUGCGAGGCGGCGCGCGUGCCGUGCGUGCAUCACCCCGAGGUUCCCCUGAAGCUCCUGAUCAUCGGGCACAACCCCUCGGAGCACAGCUGGGGAUCCGGCUGGUCAUAUUCUAAUCCGAGCAACAACUUCUGGAAGCUCCUCGCGAAGGGGCGCAUCGUGCCGGAGGAUUGGACCAAGGAGGACUGCCCGAGGCUCCCCGGGGACCUCGGCAUCGGAUUCACGGACGCCGGAACCGUCCCUGGUAACGACGCCGGGGCCUAUAACAGGGCGACGAUGAAGAAGUGGCGUUCAGACCUCUAUGCGAGGCUGCGAGGUCACGUCGCGAGAUGCGCCGACGCAUCCGGCGACGAAGACGCUCGGGUAGGUCAUCGCUCGUCGAUGAGCAUCGCGUCGAGGCACGGCCCCGAUGUGGUCGCGUUCUCCGGUAAGCGGCAGUACGCGCAGCUCUUCGACGCGGUCCCGUCCAGGGUGGACGCGGGCCGGCAGCCCCCCGAGUCCCUCCCGCCCGGAUGGCCGCUGUGCCCGGAACGGACGGAGGUUUGGGUGAUGCCGAGCAGCAGCGGGCGGGCGGCGAUGACGAGGGAGGCGAGGGAGGGGCCGUGGGUCGAGCUGGGCACGAGGCUCGCGACGAUCCCUUGGCCGCGAGCGGAGUAUCGUGGUGCAGAGCUGAGCGACUAG
Molecule: messenger RNA, 909 nt
Organism: Micromonas commoda
Lineage: Eukaryota; Viridiplantae; Chlorophyta; Mamiellophyceae; Mamiellales; Mamiellaceae
Exons: 1
Coding region: 1-909 (302 amino acids)
Biological process (GO): base-excision repair, AP site formation
Molecular function (GO): mismatch base pair DNA N-glycosylase activity
Source: RefSeq, a predicted model, not a curated record